AUGUCUCUCAUCCAAUUGUAUAUUCCUGUGGAAGUCUCUCAACAUUGUGUUUCUGAAUUGGGUGAACUUGGCAAGGUUCAAUUUAGAGAUCUCAAUCCUGAUACGAAUGCCUUUCAAAGGUCUUUUGUGUCAGAAAUAAGACGGUUUGACGAAAUGGAACGCCAAUGUAGAUUUUUCAAGACUCAAACGGAAAAAGCAGAUAUUCCAACUCGCUCUUUAACUACCUCUGGUUCAUUAUCUCGUGCUCGUUCUGCUCAAGAAAUUGAUGAUUUGGAAGAAAAAUUACGUCAACAUGAAGCUCGUAUCACUGAAAUGAAUACUUCUUAUGAAACACUUCAACGUCGUUACCUUCAACUUACUGAACUUCGUCAUGUAUUACGUGAUACUGGUAUCUUUUUCCAACAAGCUUCCAGACAUGAUAUUCCUGGUGCAAAUGAAGAAGCUGAAGAUACUGCUGCUCUUUUGGAUAAUGAUGUGGAACAACAAGCUUAUAAUGAAACAUCUCAGGUCAAUCUUGGUUAUAUCACUGGUGUUAUUCCUCGUACACGUAUCCAAACCUUUGAACGCGUCCUUUGGCGUUCUCUUCGUGGAAAUUUGUAUAUGAACACUGCUGAAAUUGAUGAAGCGAUUGUGGAUCCUGAUUCUGAUGCUGUGGUGGAAAAAAAUGUAUUUGCUAUCUUUGCUCAUGGUCGUGAAAUUGUAUCAAAAAUCAAAAAGAUCUCUGAAAGUUUGGGUGCUACUCUUUAUAGUAUUGAUGAAUCCGCUGACAAACGUCGUGAUGCCUUAUUGGAUGUGACUUCCCGUAUUGAAGAUCUCACUACUGUCUUGACUAAUACCAACCAAACUCGACGAUCCGAAUUAUUAGAUAUUGCUGAAAAUUUGGAUGCUUGGACUACUAUUGUGCGCAAAGAAAAAGCUGUAUACCAUACUAUGAACUUGUUUGAUUAUGAUAUUGGCCGCAAAUGUUUGGUUGCUGAAGGUUGGUGUGCUACCAAUGAUAUUCCCCUAGUUCAACAUGCCCUCAAGGAAGCCACGGAAGCAUCUGGCACUAAUUUACCUUCAAUCUUGACUGAAUUACGUACCAAAAAAACACCUCCUACAUAUCAUCGUACCAACAAAUUUACCCAAGGUUUCCAACAUAUUAUUGACGCUUAUGGUAUGGCUCGUUAUCGUGAAGUGAAUCCUGGCCUUUUCACGAUUAUAUCCUUCCCAUUCUUGUUUGCUGUUAUGUUUGGUGAUAUCGGUCAUGGCUUUUUGAUGUUGUUGUUUGCUCUUUAUUUGGUAUUGAAUGAAAAGAAAUUGGUUCACAACAAUGAUGAAAUCUUCCAAAUGUUUUUCAGUGGAAGAUAUAUGAUGUUGAUGAUGGCUAUCUUCUCUAUCUUUACUGGUGCUAUUUACAAUGAUAUUUUCUCCUUGUCUCUUAACGUCUUUGAACCUGGUUUUGAUUGGCCAACAAAUUAUAAUUCUACUGAUGCGGUGGAAGCUAUUCCCAAUGGUAAAACCUAUGCCUUUGGUUUUGAUCCCUCAUGGCAUGGUUCCGAAAACUUUUUACUUUUCUCCAAUUCUUAUAAAAUGAAACAAGCUAUUAUCUUGGGUGUCAUCCAUAUGUCCUUUGCUAUCUGCUUGAACGUAUUCAAUCAUAUUAACUUUGGAAAGAAGAUUUUCAUUUGGCUUGAAUUCUUACCACAAAUCCUCUUUAUGGAAUCCAUCUUUGGUUAUUUGAUCUUUUGUAUCAUGUAUAAAUGGAGUGUCAACUGGUGGGAAUUGGAUAGCGAUGGCAAUCAUAUUCAUAAUGCUCCUCCCAAUCUUCUCAAUAUGUUAAUCUAUAUGUUCUUAACGCCUGGAAAAGUCAAUCCCGAAGAACAAUUAUUCCCUGGCCAAGGUCCUCUUCAAGGUGUAUUGAUUAUUAUAGCUCUUAUUUGUGUUCCUUGGAUGUGGUUUGCCAAACCUUAUUAUUUGAAGAUGCAACACAGUAAACAUCAAUAUGAACGAAUUGCUGACGAUGAACAUGUUGCUGAUGAUGAAGCUCGCCUUGGUGGUUCAUCUACUGAAAUAGUGAACGAUGAUGAUGAUGGUGAUGAAGAAGAGUUCGAUUUCAGUGAAGAAAUGAUUCAUCAAACUAUUCAUACCAUCGAAUUCUGUUUGAAUUGUAUCUCAAAUACUGCAUCUUACCUUCGUCUUUGGGCCUUAUCUCUUGCUCACGCUCAAUUAUCAAGUGUUUUAUGGGAUAUGACACUCAAGAUCUGGUUUGGAUUUACUGGACCAUUGGCUGUUGUUGGGCUCGUUAUUGGAUUCGCAAUGUGGUUCACUUUGACAUGCUUUAUUUUGAUUGGUAUGGAAGGAUUAUCUGCUUUCCUUCAUGCUCUUCGUCUUCACUGGGUAGAAUUUGAUGGGAAGUUCUAUAUGGGGGAUGGUGUUCCCUUUGAACCUUUUUCGUUUAGUACAAUGUUAGAAAUCAAAUCUGAAUAA
Messenger RNA from Halteromyces radiatus, 2469 nucleotides. Its product is annotated as V-type ATPase, V0 complex, 116kDa subunit family. The transcript has 12 exons. Gene Ontology annotation, biological process: vacuolar acidification; proton transmembrane transport. Gene Ontology annotation, cellular component: vacuolar proton-transporting V-type ATPase complex; fungal-type vacuole membrane; vacuolar proton-transporting V-type ATPase, V0 domain. The coding region runs from base 1 to 2469 and encodes 822 amino acids. The record is from RefSeq and is a predicted model, not a curated record. Gene Ontology annotation, molecular function: ATPase binding; proton-transporting ATPase activity, rotational mechanism. Lineage: Eukaryota; Fungi; Mucoromycota; Mucoromycetes; Mucorales; Cunninghamellaceae.